AAAACCUAGACAACUAAAUAUACAGUUCGAUUUGGACUUCACUGUUACUUAGUCGGUUUUUGAGAAUCUUCAGUUUUAGCACAGAAAAUGGCUCAACCAUUAACGAUUUUAAAGAGUUCUCUGUCCACUUCUACAGCCAGAAGUGCGAUUAAGAAUGUCACAAUUAUUGGAGGAGGUUUAAUGGGUUCUGGAAUUGCUCAAGUUGCAGCGCAAACCGGCCACAAUGUUACUUUAGUGGAAUUGAAUGCAGACAUCCUGAAAAAGGCUGAAGCCAGUAUUGGCAACAAUCUGGGAAGAGUAGCCAAGAAAAUGUUUAAGGAUAACCCUAGCGAGGGCGAGAAAUUCGUUGCCGAGGCCAAGAAGCGCGUCAAGGGUUGCACAGAUACCAAAGAGGCUGUCCAAGAUGCUGAUCUUGUCAUUGAGGCAAUUGUUGAGAAGAUGGAGAUCAAGCACAAGCUGUUCAAGACUUUGGAUGAGCAAGCACCACAGAAAACUAUUUUUGCAUCAAACACCAGCUCCCUUUCAAUUGGAGAGAUUGCUUCAGUGACUGGCCGCAAGGAUAGGUUUGGUGGUCUGCAUUUCUUCAACCCUGUUCCAGUUAUGAAGCUGUUGGAGGUUGUUCGCAUUCCAGAGACCUCUGAUGAAACUUUCAAUGCUAUGAUGGCCUGGGGUAAGGCUGUUGGCAAGACCUGUGUGACUUGCAAGGACACUCCUGGAUUCAUUGUGAACAGGCUUCUUGUACCAUACAUUGCUGAAGCUAUCAGGAUGGUGGAAAGGGGCGACGCCACUCCAAGGGAUAUCGACAUUGCCAUGAAAUUGGGCGCCGGUUAUCCAAUGGGACCGAUUGAAUUGGCCGACUACGUUGGACACGACACAUCAAACUCCAUCAUGCAGGGAUGGUUUAAGAAGUACCCAGAGAAUCCACUCUUUAAGCCUAACGAUUCUGUAGAGAAAUUGGUGAAGGAAGGCAAAUUGGGUGUGAAAACCGGCGAAGGCUUCUACAACUACAAAAAGUAAUCUUUCCUCCUGCACGUUUUGUAAUUUUAUAUCAGUGUUUUCUUUCUAAUAUAUAUAGUAUUUUAUUC
Nicrophorus vespilloides is the source of this 1085-nucleotide messenger RNA. RefSeq names its product hydroxyacyl-coenzyme A dehydrogenase, mitochondrial-like. The transcript has 2 exons. Bases 88 to 1017 code for a protein of 309 amino acids. Gene Ontology annotation, biological process: fatty acid beta-oxidation. Gene Ontology annotation, molecular function: NAD+ binding; (3S)-3-hydroxyacyl-CoA dehydrogenase (NAD+) activity. Lineage: Eukaryota; Metazoa; Arthropoda; Insecta; Coleoptera; Silphidae. The record is from RefSeq and is a predicted model, not a curated record. Gene Ontology annotation, cellular component: mitochondrion.